GCACAAUUAUUUUUCAUUUUCUUUCUCUCAUAAAUCAACAUCGUCUCUCUGUCUUAUCUCUCUCUCUCCUCCCUUUCUCUCUCUAAAACUCCCAACCCAACCCAAACCCUCGAUCUAUCUCCUCCACCGCUCACCUCCGUUUAAUUCAAGAUCUACCCAUUCAAUCCCCCACCGUCCUUAACAAAACCCAGAUCUCACUUUUUCGAAAGUUUCGUUUAAUUUCAAGAAUGGCGUCGUCUUUCCGAUUAGAUCUAACCGCAAGAAUCUACCCAGAACCGGAAUUUUCCUCGAUUGUCGACCAUUUUGACCGGCUACCCGACUCGCUUCUCCUUCUGGUGUUCAACAAAAUCGGAGAUGUCAAAGCUUUGGGCCGAUGCUGUGUCGUUUCACGGCGUUUUCACUCUCUGGUUCCCCAAGUUGACAACGUUGUUGUCCGUGUUGACUGUGUGAUUUCUGAUGAUGACACGUCUCCUUCUUCUUCGUCUGAGAAGUCUCGAACCGGAGGAUCGGGUUCGGCUUCCGGGUUUUCGUCGAUUUUUCGGAUGGUUUUUGGGGGUAUUGUGAAACCCUUUCAAGCUCUAGGUCAGCUGCUCGGACCCAGUAGACGAGACAAUAUGUUAAAUCCUUACACGAACUUGUCUUCAAGAAAUGGGCUCCUGUCUAACUCUGCUGCUCUGUCUGUUGCUAAUAGUAGUAAUAAUAAUGAAGAUGAUAAUGGAGGUCAUGGAGAGAUCGAUCAGGGUGGUGUUACUCAUCAUUCACCAACUCAGGUUUUGAAGAAUUUUAUCGAAAUUCGGUUUUUACGGAUCGAAUUGCCCAGUGGCGAAUUAGGUAUUGAUGAUGGUGUGCUGUUGAAAUGGAGGGCUGAUUUUGGAUCUACUCUUGACAAUUGUGUGAUUCUUGGUGCUGCUUCUGUGAUUAUCAACAAUUCCCAAGUGAAAAGUUCAUCUCUGUCGCAAGAAACCGCACCUGAUAAUGGUAGCGGCAACGGUAAUGGUAAUGUUAACACCACCAUUGCCAACAGUGUUGGCAAUGGUGAUGAUAAUGGUAGCAUACCCGAGUCGUUUUACACGAACGGGGGCUUGAAAUUGAGAGUUGUGUGGACUAUAAGCUCGUUAAUCGCGGCUUCUGCUAGGCAUUAUUUGCUCCAGCCGAUUAUCGCUGAGCAUAAGACGCUGGAUAGCUUGGUGUUAACUGAUGCUGAUGGGCAAGGAGUGUUGUGUAUGAACAGGGAACAGCUUGAGGAGUUGAGAGUUAAGCCAUUAUCGGCUUCUUCUGCGUCAAAGAGAACGCUUGUUCCCGCGUUGAAUAUGCGGCUUUGGUAUGCUCCUCAGCUGGAAUUGCCCAAUGGGAUUGUGUUAAAAGGUGCAACGUUGGUUGCGAUUAGACCUAGUGAGCAGUCUGCCUCUAAGAAAGAGAUUUGUGAUGCUUCUUGGGUUUCUACUGCUUUUGAGGAGCCUUAUGGUACUGCUGCUAAGAUGCUUGUUAAGAGAAGGACUUACUGCUUGGAGAUGAACUCGUUUUGAUUUCAGCAUUGGAGCUGAGGGUAAUCCCAAUUGGUUUUGGGAGAAGGUGAAUGUGCAAGUUCUUUCGGGAUGAAAAGUCAGAAACAAAUUUUGCUUUUACAACUCGACCCGAAGUGGGUUUAAAUACCAGGAAGCUGCUGAAUUGCUUUGCCGCUAAGAAACCCACCACCGUUGGUCGAUUACGCAAUGCAAGUAGUCAAAGUUGUGUGCUUAAACUGAUCAUUAAAAUGCAUCUGCUGCUUGUUUUUAUAGAAGGCAUAUGCUUGUAAGAGAGGGGUUGCAGUCAUGAAACUAGAUAAUGUUGUAAGAGCUUCAAGCUUGUAGCCAUUUUCUUAAAUAUCUAUAAUCUCUGUAUGUUAAAAAAAAGUGUAGGUAUGAAUAUGUUGUGCUUAUAUUACACUUUUGAACUACAUUGAGUAAUGUAGUUUUUAUUUAACCCCAA
Mercurialis annua (annual mercury) is the source of this 1968-nucleotide messenger RNA. Its product is annotated as F-box protein At5g46170. Gene Ontology annotation, molecular function: protein binding. The record is from RefSeq and is a predicted model, not a curated record. NCBI's taxonomy places the organism in Eukaryota, Viridiplantae, Streptophyta, Magnoliopsida, Malpighiales, Euphorbiaceae. Bases 228 to 1526 code for a protein of 432 amino acids. The transcript is spliced from 2 exons.